Nerophis lumbriciformis (worm pipefish) is the source of this 1251-nucleotide messenger RNA. The record is from RefSeq and is a predicted model, not a curated record. Lineage: Eukaryota; Metazoa; Chordata; Actinopteri; Syngnathiformes; Syngnathidae.
AUGAACAUCACCGUGGACGACAUGGACACAUCGCUGGAGAACACUUCCAUUGUCCACCUGAGUGCCCCCAUCCUCCCAGACGGGGCAGAUGUCUCCAACAUGACUAUAAUUCGCACGGCCAACGGCACCAUCCUGCAGGAUCAGAUAUUUCUGAACACCAUGGCCGCCCGUGCCCUCUCUGGCAUUUUUGUGUGGUCCGCCUUGCUCAUCACGUGCCACCAGAUCUAUACACACCUCCGCUCCUACACGGUACCCAAUGAGCAGCGCUACAUCAUCCGCAUCCUCCUCAUCGUGCCAAUCUAUGCCUUUGAUUCCUGGCUUAGCCUGUUGUUCAUCAGCAACAACCAGUACUAUGUCUACUUUGACUCUGUUCGAGAUUGUUAUGAAGCUUUCGUCAUUUAUAAUUUCCUGAGUCUGUCCUUUGAAUACCUGGGAGGCGAGAGUGCAAUCAUGUCCGAGAUUCGAGGGAAGCCUAUACAGUCAAGCUGCCUUUAUGGCACCUGUUGUCUGGGUGGAAUGAGCUACUCCAUUGGCUUUUUAAGAUUUUGUAAACAGGCAACUCUUCAGUUCUGCAUCGUCAAACCCAUCAUGGCGGCCAUCACCAUUAUCCUGCAGGCCUACGGCAAAUACCACGAUGGGGAUUUUAAUGUGAACGGGGGCUACUUGUACAUCACCAUCAUCUACAACUUCUCCGUCAGCCUGUCGCUCUACGCCCUCUUCCUCUUCUUCUUUGCCACCAGUGACCUGCUCAGGCCAUACGAGCCCGUGCUCAAAUUCCUCACCAUAAAGUCUGUCAUCUUCUUGUCAUUCUGGCAAGGCAUGGUCCUCGCCAUCCUGGAACGCUGCGGCGUCAUUCCCAAAGCGCUCUUCAUCGAUGGACAAGAAGUCGGCGCUGGCACGGUGGCGGCCGGCUGGCAGAACUUCAUCAUCUGCAUGGAGAUGUUCUUCGCAGCUAUCGUCCUAAGAUAUGCCUUCACGUGCACGGUUUACCAGGAAAAGAAGAACGAUGUGCCACGUAACAUCCCGUCUAUGCAGAGCAUAUCCAGUGGUCUGAAGGAGACCAUCAACCCAGGCGACAUGGUGCAGGAUGCCAUCCACAACUUCUCCCCAGCCUACCAGCAAUACACGCAGCAGUCCACGCAAGAGGUCGUCCCGCCUUGCCCCAACGGGAAAGCCGCCGCCACCACCUCCAACAAGGGUUCUCGUAAGUCAGACAAAGUAAUGCUGAUCAUGUCUGAUGACGAGUUCUAA